Messenger RNA from Penicillium cataractarum, 333 nucleotides. RefSeq lists its product as uncharacterized. The record is from RefSeq and is a predicted model, not a curated record. Bases 1 to 333 code for a protein of 110 amino acids. The transcript has a single exon. NCBI's taxonomy places the organism in Eukaryota, Fungi, Ascomycota, Eurotiomycetes, Eurotiales, Aspergillaceae.
AUGUUUUACAACAACGCCUCCAUGACCAACCUCUUGGGAUCAACCAUGCCCUACUUCCCCGAACCCAUCAUCUCGCCUCUCCCGGGACCCCAAACCAUCGACGAGUACGUCGAUGACGAUUACGUCCUCGUAUCACCAGUCCAACCCCCGUGCAGCGCAACUCCAACUAUCUAUUCUGAUAUUGGCACGACCCUCGCGGAUGCUGCUGGGUGGUGGAGUUGCCAUAACUGCGGUAACAUGAAUAACCCUGAUCUGGCGCCGGAACGAUGCUCGAAUUGUCCGCAUUAUAAGUGCGCGGACUGCUCCAACAACGUUCCACCACCUGUUGUGUAA